GCCUCAUUCUUCAUCAAUACAAACAAAAAAAACUCCCCCUUUCUCUUCAAUUUCUCCUCAAAUUUUCCUUCUAAAACAACCCUUUCGUCUUUCUCUUCAUUGCUUUUGAUUCAGAUGGAAAAGUCCAGUUCUUUCAAGUAUUACACGGAGCAAUCCGAUUUGGGAUUCAAUACAACCGAUCGCAGAUUAGCCUUUUCACGUCAAGCUUCGUAUAACGAAUCAACCAAGCCUUUUCUCUCGCGUACUAGUUCAAGCAUCGAUAUCCCACCUGGGGUUUCUUAUUUUAACGAUAAAUCGUUCGCUGAGCCCGAUAAAUUCUCGAUUUUUCGGGCUUUGAGGUCCAUGAAUCGCCCAAUGAAGAGAUUGUUUAUUUUGAUUUCGUUAAACGUUGCGUAUUCUACUGCUGAGUUGGCUAUUGGGCUCUUCACGGGCCGUGUUGGGUUGGUGUCUGAUGCGUUUCAUUUGACGUUUGGUUGUGGGAUAUUGACGUUUUCGAUGUUUGCCAUGGCGGCUUCGAGGCAAAAGCCUGAUCUUGUGUAUACUUAUGGGUACAAAAGGCUUGAAGUUUUGUCUGCUUUUACCAAUGCUCUGUUCCUUUUGUUCAUGUCAUUCUCCUUAGCUGUGGAAGCACUUCAUGCGUUCAUUCAGGAUGAAUCUGAGCACAAACAUUAUUUGAUUGUUUCUGCGGUAACAAAUUUAUUGGUGAAUCUUAUUGGGGUCUGGUUCUUCAGGAAUUAUGCACGUAUUAAUAUUGUGUACAGAAAAGCGGAAGAUAUGAAUUACCACUCAGUUUGCUUGCAUGUUCUUGCAGAUUCCAUACGCAGUGCAGGUUUGAUAUUAGCAUCCUGGUUUUUGUCCCUCGGGGUUCAGAAUGCUGAAGUUUUAUGUUUGGGACUAGUUUCAGUUGCUGUCUUUAUGCUUGUCAUGCCACUUUUUAAGACAACUGGUGGUAUCUUGCUUCAGAUGGCACCACCUAGCAUUCCAGCGUCAGCAUUAAGCAAAUGCUGGAGACAGGUUACUUCUCAUGAAGAUGUUUCUGAAGUUUCCGAAGCUCGUUUCUGGGAACUAGUGCCUGGUCAUGUUGUUGGUUCCAUCUCCCUCCAGGUAAAGGAGGGAACAGAUGAUCGCUCCAUACUCCAAUUUGUGCAUGGUUUAUACCACGAUUUAGGCAUACAGGAUUUGACAGUUCAAACUGACUAUUGAUUGAGCUUCUUUUUUAUUUUUCCAAUUUCAUGAUAGUGAUUGUUAGUAAUAGCUUUUAUAUUGAGGCCAAGCAUCACGGGGACAGCUCAUGUGUUGUCUCGCGAACGGUUAUACUACUAGAAUAGGGAAAUUUUUUAUUCUAUUUCUCAUUUGGAGAAAGUUUACGAACAUCAUCUGCAUUGUGAUUAAUUAUUCUUUGUCGCGGAAGAAAAUAAUUUGACUUCGUUGGGGACUUGAGUUGUUCUUGUUGAA
Messenger RNA from Pistacia vera, 1455 nucleotides. Its product is annotated as metal tolerance protein C2-like. Gene Ontology annotation, molecular function: zinc ion transmembrane transporter activity. Bases 115 to 1203 code for a protein of 362 amino acids. Lineage: Eukaryota; Viridiplantae; Streptophyta; Magnoliopsida; Sapindales; Anacardiaceae. The transcript has 10 exons. Gene Ontology annotation, cellular component: Golgi apparatus; membrane. The record is from RefSeq and is a predicted model, not a curated record. Gene Ontology annotation, biological process: zinc ion transport; transmembrane transport; intracellular zinc ion homeostasis.